AUAUAAUGUUCCCAUUUGCAGAGACCGUUCAUCACAUCCAAAGGCCUGAGUAACUGUCUCCUUUCGUCUUUCUCUCUCUACAUAGCCGUUUCCGACUCUUUCUUUCAUAAUCUGUUAAUCCUUUUGAAGUUAGAGAGAGAAUCAGUUCCCACUUCGGUUUUGUGAUAUCAAUUUGAAUCAAAUGCUGCCUCACUACUGAAUAGAAAACCGAUACCCACAUUCUCAAAACCAGGCCAUUCAUCAAACCUCUUUCUGUUUUUUGAGUUUAUACCAAAAGGGUUUUGUAUUCUAAGGAAUCAAAAUGUUCAGGCUCACUGAACACAAGCUUAUUUGUGUUGUUUCCCUCGCUUUCCUGGUAUUCCAAAACCAAGUAAACCUUGCUCUAGCUCAAAGUGGUUUUGUGAAAACCAAAGGAAUCCAUUUCAUUGUUAAUGGUUCCCCUUUCUAUGUUAAUGGGUUCAAUGCUUACUGGUUGAUGCAAAUGGCCUCUGACCCGUCAACCAGGGGUAAAGUAACCUCUGUUUUUCAACAAGCUUCAAGCUAUGGCUUAACUGUAGCAAGAACUUGGGCUUUCAGUGAUGGAGGUUACAGGCCUCUGCAAAUUUCUCCUGGUUCAUAUAAUGAAGAUAUGUUCAAUGGGCUGGAUUUUGUGAUUUCAGAGGCUAGGAGAUAUGGCGUACGUUUGAUAUUGAGUUUUGUGAACAACUACAAAGACCUUGGAGGAAGGCCUCAGUAUGUGCAGUGGGCCGGGAACCAGGGCCAGUCUUUGAACUCUGACGAUGAUUUUUACACAAACCCUGUUGUUAAAGGUUACUACAAGAACCAUGUUAAGAGUGUUAUUUCUAGGGUGAAUAGUAUGAGUGGUGUGGCAUAUAAGGACGACCCCACAAUUUUUGCGUGGGAGCUCAUGAACGAACCUCGCUGCCAAACUGAUCUAUCUGGAAGACCCGUGCAGGAAUGGAUCACAGAAAUGGCUGCUCAUGUUAAGAGCCUGGAUAGCAGCCAUCUACUAGAAGCAGGUUUGGAAGGAUAUUAUGGAGACUCAUCUCCUCAAAGGCAGCAAUUCAACCCUGGCUACAAAGUGGGCACUGACUUCAUCUUCAACAAUCAGAUUCCCGGCAUCGAUUUCGCUACAAUCCAUGCAUACCCUGAUCAAUGGAUACCUGGCUCCAGUGACCAAGCCCAGCUCUCUUUCCUCCAAAGCUGGGUCCAAGCCCACAUAGAAGACUCAAACACAGUGCUCAAAAAGCCUAUGCUUUUCACUGAAUUUGGAAAGUCCUCCAAGACCCAGGGCUACACUCCAGGCCUUAGGGAUACAUUAUUUGCAACAGUAUAUAAUAGCAUUUAUACAUCAGCUAGGAGCGGUGGAGCUGGUGCUGGUGGUUUAUUUUGGCAGCUUUUAGAUAAAGAUAUGGAUAAUUUUAGAGAUGGUUAUGACGUUAUAAUGGCUGAGAGCCCCUCCACUGCCAAUGUAAUUGCUCAACAAUCGCAUAAACUAUCGAGCCUGAACCGCAUGUUCGCUAACCUGAGAAACAUGCAGAGAGUUGAGGAGGCUAAAUCUAUCAGAGAAAACCAGAAGAAUUAGUUGGAGUAUCCUUUCUUCGAGUUUUAAGGUUUAAAUGAAUGAUAAUAAUUCAAGGCUUACAAGUAUAAGGACUUCUGUUAUCUUUUCUGUUUUUUGAUAGAACAGGAGAAGGAUAGAUUUUGUUUUUGUUUUGAUGUUUGCUGAGAAGUUUAUAUGAAUACUAAGAAGUGUUGGA
Amborella trichopoda is the source of this 1760-nucleotide messenger RNA. RefSeq names its product mannan endo-1,4-beta-mannosidase 7. Lineage: Eukaryota; Viridiplantae; Streptophyta; Magnoliopsida; Amborellales; Amborellaceae. Gene Ontology annotation, molecular function: mannan endo-1,4-beta-mannosidase activity. The record is from RefSeq and is a predicted model, not a curated record. Gene Ontology annotation, biological process: polysaccharide catabolic process.